Molecule: messenger RNA, 903 nt
Organism: Henningerozyma blattae CBS 6284
Lineage: Eukaryota; Fungi; Ascomycota; Saccharomycetes; Saccharomycetales; Saccharomycetaceae
Exons: 1
Coding region: 1-903 (300 amino acids)
Biological process (GO): mitochondrial ATP transmembrane transport; mitochondrial ADP transmembrane transport
Cellular component (GO): mitochondrial inner membrane
Molecular function (GO): ATP:ADP antiporter activity
Source: RefSeq, a predicted model, not a curated record
AUGGAAUCCAACUUCUGGAUAGAUUUCUUAAUGGGUGGUGUUUCCGCCGCCAUUGCCAAGACUGCUGCUUCUCCAAUUGAAAGAGUCAAGCUUUUGAUUCAAAAUCAAGAUGAAAUGUUGAAGCAAGGUACUUUGGAUCGUCGUUACGAUGGUAUCAUUGAAUGUUUCAAGAGAACUGCUCAACAAGAAGGUAUCAUCUCCUUCUGGAGAGGUAACACUGCCAAUGUUAUCAGAUACUUCCCAACUCAAGCUUUGAAUUUUGCCUUCAAGGACAAGAUUAAGGAAAUGUUUGGUUUCAAGAAGGAUGAAGGUUACAUGAAAUGGUUUGCCGGUAACUUGGCUUCUGGUGGUAUUGCCGGUGCUUUGUCUUUGACUGUUGUUUACUCUUUGGAUUAUGCUAGAACUAGAUUGGCUGCCGAUUCCAAGAAUUUGAAAGCCGGAGGUGAAAGAAAAUUCAACGGGUUGAUUGAUGUUUAUAGAAAGACUUUGAAAUCCGAUGGUCUUGCUGGUUUGUACAGAGGUUUCGGUCCAUCUGUUGUCGGUAUUAUUGUCUACAGAGGUUUGUAUUUCGGUAUGUACGAUUCUUUGAAACCAGUUGUUUUGAUCGGUCCUUUGGAAGGUUCCUUCUUGGCUAGUUUCUUGUUGGGUUGGGUCGUUACCACUGGUGCUUCCACUUGUUCUUACCCAUUGGAUACCGUCAGAAGAAGAAUGAUGAUGACUUCUGGUCAAGCUAUCAAAUAUAACGGUGCCAUGGACUGUUUCCAAAAGAUUGUUGCUGCCGAGGGUGUCAGAUCCUUGUUCAAAGGAUGUGGUGCUAACAUCUUAAGAGGUAUCGCUGGUGCAGGUGUCAUCUCCUUGUACGAUCAAUUACAAAUGAUCAUGUUCGGUAAGAAAUUCAAAUAG